This is a messenger RNA of Cololabis saira (Pacific saury), 2781 nucleotides long. RefSeq names its product microfibril associated protein 3 like (gene mfap3l). The transcript is spliced from 3 exons. Bases 263 to 1684 code for a protein of 473 amino acids. Lineage: Eukaryota; Metazoa; Chordata; Actinopteri; Beloniformes; Belonidae. The record is from RefSeq and is a predicted model, not a curated record.
GCAGUCCCAGCUGGGGAGACACCGCCUCCUCCCGCCCGGACCAGAACUGAUGGCGGCUCCGCAGCAGCAGCUCUAACUGCUGGUCCUCUCCUAAACUAACACUACAGUUUACCGGCAGCAGACCUGGGUUGAGAUGUUUGACAAUCCAGAGCAGAGAGCCAAAUUGUCGUCAUCUAUCAGGAGAUAACCAGUCUGCAGAAUGGAGGCACAAGAGGAAUGACAGUCUCUUCGCCCUUGGGUGACGCUCCGACAGUUUACCAAAAUGCACUGGGCCGGUGGAUGUAUUUCGCUGGUGCUGGUGGCGGUCCUUGCCUCCCACACCGCCGGGGCCUUAUCGGUGGAUACGGCUGGAAAUGGCACAGAAAAUAGCAAUGUGACAGAUGGCGGAUUUGUCCCCGUUGCGUUCACAAAAGUGAGUCAGAUAAUUGCCCGUGAGGGGAGCUGCGCACUGAUUGAUUGCAACAUCACUGGAGAGCCGUUCCCCAGCGUUCAGUGGUUCAACUCUCAUGGAAACCUUCUGGACACGACGAACGGUGGGAAGUGGUGGCUGCUGGACAACGGUGUCCUCAACAUCACCAGCAUCGAGUUCGCAGACCGCGGCAAGUACACUUGCAAGGCGUCCAAUGCGUACGGCAGCAUCAACUGCACGGUGACGCUGCGCGUGGUGUUCACCAACGGCGACAUGGGCGUGUACUACAUGGUGGUCUGCCUGGUCACUUUCACCAUCAUCAUGAUCCUGAACAUCACGCGCCUCUGCAUGAUGAGCAGCCACCUGAAGAAGACGGAGAAAGCCAUCAACGAAUUCUUCCGCACCGAGGGCGCGGAGAAGCUGCAGAAGGCCUUCGAGAUCGCCAAGAGGAUCCCCAUCAUCACCUCGGCCAAGACGCUGGAGCUGGCCAAGGUGACGCAGUUCAAGACCAUGGAGUUUGCGCGAUACAUCGAGGAGCUAGCUCGGAGCAUCCCGCUGCCACCGCUCAUCAUGAACUGCCGCACCUUCAUGGAGGAGAUCCUGGAGGUGGUCGGGGUGGAGGAGAUGAGACACACCUUUGUCAGGCAUGUUCCCGAGUGGCGCAGAGAGGCCGUGGGUAGGAUUGCUUCGAUCGGGGCGAGGGAUGUCUUCACUAUCUUGCAGGUGAGAGACAGGGAGCGCAGCGAGUCCCCCACGGCUGACUCGGACAACUCCUCUGUGCACGAGCAGCCGCAGCACAUCGCCAUCCAGGCGUCUGUCCACCCACCGAUCGCAGUGGGAGGUUACUGCAGCAUCGACCUUUCAUCCCAGCCUGAGGCCUCAACAUCUUCACCUCCUCCUUCCUCCCACACACCACUGGCUCUUCCCUCCGUGGAACAGCCCGAAGCUGUAGGAGACAAGACCGCCGAGGAGGAGGAGGAGGCUGCAGAACCCAGGGAAGCGGCUGCAGAACCAGAAGAAGCGGCUGCAGAAUCAGAAGAAGCGGCUGCAGAACCAGAAGAAGCGGCUGCAGAAUCAGAAGAAGCAACUGCAGAACCAGAAGAAGCGGCUGCAGAAUCAGAAGAAGCAGCUGCAGAAUCAGAAGAAGCAACUGCAGAACCAGAAGAGGCGGCUGCGGAACCAAAGGAUGCGGCUGCAGAACCCGAGGAAGCGGCUGCAGAAACCAGGGAAAGCAGGACCCCUCCCAUCCAGGUGUUUUACGAGAGCCAUGUGUGACGAAACAGUGAGGAGUGAUCAUUUAACUCUAUGCAUUUCCACAUGAAGACAAAAAAGGUCAACAAAACAUUGUUUCACAUUUAAAGAACAAUCCCAUUUUUAUUUGUCUUUUCUGAAUUUCUUAAAACUUUUGUAGGCUGAUCCACUGACGAGAAAUCAUAAGCUUUUUAGAUACUUGAACGUUUUCCUCAGUCUGAACUUUCAUGCUUGAAUGUAAAUGGGAUAAGUUAUCAAUAUUACUAAUGUAGUAAGCACAGACUGUACCAGAACAUUUCCUGUGCUGAGUUGGUCAUAGCUCAGAUUAUUCUCUAGGUUAAGUUAGUAGGUCACCUUUUUUUUUUCUGGGUGGGGGGGUAUUCAGUUAUUAGUUUCUUAUAGUGUUACGAUUUUCACAAUUUAGUCCAAAAAUCUGCCUCAAAAGGCUUUCCAUGCUGUUCUCUCCAGACCAUGGAAAGCAAUCCUUCUCCAUCCACGUAAGAGUUGACGUUCAGCUACCGUCAACACCACUCUGCUGUUGUACAGAUGCAUGCUGGACCGGUGAAGAUAUGGAUGAGUUUGUUUAUAAUGUCAUGAUUGUACAGCCUUUCAGUACCAGAUGAGCAGGCCAGUGAUGUGGGUCAGUUUCUCCUGAUCAGACUCCUCUAGGUGCAGUUUGUAGCCAUUUCCUUUGAAAUAAUUUUAAGAGUAUUAUAUUAUUAUUAUUACCCAGAGUGGUGUGACUUUGUUUUCAUUUUAUUAGUAAUUUUUUCUUUAGUCUUCUCUGAUUCUUCAGUAGAAAAGAGAAGCUCCUUUUUUCUGUCAUAACGAUAUAAAGAUUUAAAAUCCGACUCCUGAUCUGAACUCAGCGUUGUCUUGCUUCUGCAGAGGCUUUACAAAGUUGCAUUUCUGCCUGCAUGUAUAAGUGGAGAUGCUGAACCUUUUGCUCUGGGAAUAAGGACUUGUUGCAUUUCUUCCUUCGCUUGGCUAAAAGUCUCGUCUGUGGCGAAGAUGAGCUGGACACUGCUCUGCUUUUACUGGUGCUCUUGACAUGCCUCUUUUGUAGUGAAAUAAAAUAAAAUUGCUGUGCUUUAAGAAAAAAACUGUUGUACGUUUUCUUU